AUGGGAAUAACUAUACGCCAGGCUACGAUUGAGGAUGUCCAGGCCAUGCAAAAUGCAAACUUGCACAAUCUUCCCGAGAAUUACCAGCUAAAGUACUACAUGUAUCAUAUUCUUAGUUGGCCACAAGCGUCAUUUGUGGCUACUACAAGCACAAUGGAUAGUGAGGGAAAAGAAGAAAAAGUUGUUGGAUACGUUCUUGGGAAAAUGGAAGACGAUCCAGAAGCAGCCGAUAAAACCCCUCAUGGUCAUAUUACGUCGUUAUCGGUGAUGAGAACGUACCGUCGAAUGGGGAUAGCUGAGAAAUUGAUGCGUCAGUCGUUGUAUGCCAUGUGUCAACUGUUUGAUGCCAAGUACGUUUCUUUGCAUGUCCGGAAAUCAAAUAGAGCUGCAUUGCACUUGUAUAGAGACUCGUUGCAAUUUGAAGUGCAACUGAUUGAAAAAUCUUACUAUCAAGAUGGUGAAGAUGCGUACGCCAUGAAGUUGGAGUUGGAAUUGGAAAAACUAUUGCCGUCAUCGGCACAAAGAGGUGUUGAAGAUGACUUGGCAAAAGACUUGUUGGAAGAAAUAGCUGUAUAA
Messenger RNA from Lodderomyces theae, 576 nucleotides. Its product is annotated as peptide alpha-N-acetyltransferase complex A subunit. The transcript has a single exon. Gene Ontology annotation, molecular function: protein N-terminal-serine acetyltransferase activity; protein-N-terminal-glutamate acetyltransferase activity. NCBI's taxonomy places the organism in Eukaryota, Fungi, Ascomycota, Pichiomycetes, Serinales, Debaryomycetaceae. Bases 1 to 576 code for a protein of 191 amino acids. The record is from RefSeq and is a predicted model, not a curated record. Gene Ontology annotation, biological process: N-terminal peptidyl-glutamic acid acetylation. Gene Ontology annotation, cellular component: NatA complex.